Oncorhynchus keta (chum salmon) is the source of this 2266-nucleotide messenger RNA. RefSeq lists its product as uncharacterized. The record is from RefSeq and is a predicted model, not a curated record. Lineage: Eukaryota; Metazoa; Chordata; Actinopteri; Salmoniformes; Salmonidae. Bases 169 to 1530 code for a protein of 453 amino acids. The transcript has 3 exons.
AGUGAUGCUUGUAGUGGGUUCAUCAGUUGUUGUUGAUGAAACCGUGAUGGAUGUAUUGGGUUCACCAGUUGUUGUCGACACAGCAGUGACUAUUGUUGUUGGUUCACCAGUUGUUUUUGUUGACUCAGUGAUGGUUGUAGUUUUUCACCAGUUGUUGAUGAAGACUCAAUGAUAGUUGUAUUGGGUUCACCAGUUGUUGUUGACACACCAAUGAUAGUUGUAGUGGGUUCACCAGUUGUUGUUGAUGAAACUGUGACGGAUGUAGUGGGUUCACCAGUUGUUGUUGACUCUGUGACAGUCGUAGUUGUUUCACCAGUUGUUGUCGACACAGUAGUGACUUUUGUAGUGGGUUCACCAGUUGUUUUUAUUGACUCGGUGAUGGUUGUAGUGGGUUCAUCAGUUGUUGUUGAUGAAACCGUGAUGGAUGUAGUGGGUUCACCAGUUGUUGUCGAUGCCCCAGUAACAAUUGUAGUGGGUUCACCAGUUGUUGUCGACACACCAGUGAUGGUUGUAGAAGGUUCAUUAGUUGUUGUAGAAACACCAGUGAUGCUUGUAGUGGGUUCAUCAGUUGUUUUCGUUGACUCGGUGAUGGUUGUAGUGGGAUCACCAGUUGUUGUCGAUGCCCCAGUAACAGUUGUAGUGGGUUCACCAGUUGUUGUCGAUGCCCCAGUAACAGUUGUAGUGGGUUCACUAGUUGUUGUCGACACAGCAGUGACUAUUGUUGUUGGUUCACCAGUUGUUUUUGUUGACUCAGUGAUGGUUGUAGUGGGUUCACCAGUUGUUGAUGAAGACUCAAUGAUAGUUGUAGUGGGUUCACCAGUUGUUGUCAACACAGCAGUGACUGUUGAAGUGGGUUCACCAGUUGUUUUUGUUGACUCAGUGAUGGUUGUAGUGGGUUCACCAGUUGUUGUCGAUGCCCCAGUAACAAUUGUAGUGGGUUCACCAGUUGUUGUCGACACAGCAGUGACUGUUGAAGUGGGUUCACCAGUUGUUUUUGUUGACUCGGUGAUGCUUGUAGUGGGUUCAUCAGUUGUUGUUGAUGAAACCGUAAUGGAUGUAGUUGGUUCACCAGUUGUCGAUGACACACCAAUGAUAGUUGUAGUGGGUUCACCCGUUGUUGUUGACACACCAGUGAUGGUUGUAGAAGGUUCAUUAGUUGUUGUAGAAAUACCAGUGACUGUUGAAGUGGGUUCACCAGUUGUUUUUGUUGACUCAGUGAUGGUUGUCGUGGGUUCAUCAGUUGUUGUUGAUGAAACAGUGAUGGUUGUAGUGGGUUCACCAGUUGUUGAUGAAGACUCAAUGAUAGUUGUAGUGGGUUCACCAGUUGUUGUUGACACACCAGUGAUGGUUGUAGUGGGUUCACCAGUUGUUGAUGACACACCAAUGAUAGUUGUAGUGGGUUCAGCAGUUGUUGUUGACACACCAGUGAUGGUUGUAGAAGGUUCAUUAGUUGUUGUAGAAACACCAGUGAUUGUCGUAGUGGGUUCACCAGUUGUUGUUGACACAGCUUUGACUGUUGAUGUGGGUUGAACAGUUGUUUUUGUUGACUCAGUGAUGCUUGUAGUGGGUUCAUCAGUUGUUGUUGAUGAAACCGUGAUGGAUGUAUUGGGUUCACCAGUUGUUGUCGACACAGCAGUGACUAUUGUUGUUGGUUCACCAGUUGUUUUUGUUGACUCAGUGAUGGUUGUAGUUUUUUCACCAGUUGUUGAUGAAGACUCAAUGAUAGUUGUAUUGGGUUCACCAGUUGUUGUUGACACACCAGUGAUUGUCGUAGUGGGUUCACCAGUUGAUGUUGACACAGCUUUGACUGUUGAUGUGGGUUCAUCAGUUGUUGUUGAGGAAACAGUGAUGGUUGUAGUGGAAUCACCAGUUGUUUUUGUUGACUCAGUGACAGUCGUAGUGGGUUCAACAGUUGUUGUUGAUGCCCCAGUAACAAUUGUAGUGGGUUCACCAGUUGUUGUCGAUGCCCCAGUAACAAUUGUAGUGGGUUCACCAGUUGUUGUCGACACAGCAGUGACUGUUGAAGUGGGUUCACCAGUUGUUUUUGUUGACUCAGUGAUGGUUGUCGUGGGUUCAUCAGUUAUUGUUGAUGAAACAGUGAUGGUUGUAGUGGGUUCACCAGUUGUUGAUGAAGACUCAAUGAUAGUUGUAGUGGGUUCACCAGUUGUUGUUGACACACCAGUGAUGGUUGUAGUGGGUUCACCAGUUGUUGAUGACACACCAAUGAUAGUUGUAGUGGGUUCAGCAGUUGUUGUUGACACACCAG